CUGGCGAUCCCUGGGCAUGCUCUUGGAUAGAUGGAUAAUCGGACAAGUACACCGCAGAGACUUUAUGCGGGUUUUUCAGCUAUGGAAGCACCGAGGUCGCUUGCCUCAUCCGGAUGGAGUUUGAAUCUGGAAGUUAUUCCAUGGCCUCCAAAAACCACCACCACCAAUAAAAAUGGCUUGCUCCGCCACCCCGGCCAGCAUCAAAGCUUCGUGAGCUCUUGUCCUCGCACGUGGACUGCUCGCCCACGCAUCUGGCCUUCUAAACCGUGGCACUAACACAAUGGCAGCGGCUGGAUUGACGCAGUUUCACGUCUCGUAGUUUAUGGUUCGAUUAUUGCAAUUAGCACGAGCUACUGACCGAGUGAGGGAUGGACUUUUUAGGAAUCGAAGGAGCCGAAGUCCAAGGGGGUUGCGGUGGCCCAAACAUCUGAUGUCUUUGGGGUACUGGGGGAGCCCAAAUUCUGCAACACUUGGACCGAAAAGUUGCAAGAAUUUGCAACUUUGACUGGGAACUUGCAUAAUUUAUCGUAAAAAGUGUUGACGGGUGCUUGAUUGGUAAGUGGGUGCAAUUAGUCUCCUCCAAAACCUGGUCUGCAUAGGAUCAACGGCGACUCCAUGGUCCGUGGGAGGGAGCGAUCUGCUGCCUCGAAAGGUCAUUCUUCCCUCGGGAGCACCAUCUUUACCUCUUUCUAAGCAUAAUGCGGAAUGAGAUGAUGUAGGUGGCCCUAUUCGUGAUCCAAGAGGAAAGUCAAGAUUGAAUAAGUGCAGCUGCGUUUCGGGCAUGAGGCAGGAGGAGGGCUCUGUCCGCAAAGAAGACAAAAAGGGAAGUCGAUCAUACUCCUCCUCCUUCUUCCAGAUUGUCGUCUCGCUUUUCGCCAUAUUCUUGCAUGAGAAAGUACGCUGGCGGGUGAAGGGUGAAGGGUGAAGGGUGAAGUUUUCGAGUGAUCGGGCGGGCUAUGAACGAGGGUGAAGAUGGGGGACAGCGCUGUCAACUCACUCACUCGACCGGGGGAAAAAACACAUUCGUGCCGGACGAGGAUGGAAGAAACCGUAGUCGGUGUCACGACGCAGAAUCUAGAGCCGGACAAAAGCGAUACUGGUCUGCACACGUUUUGGCAACCCUUUUCUUGCACCGCUGCAUUUCCAUCGGGCUUCCGUCACGCAUGCCAGAGCUAGGGUUUACCCUUUCCUUGUGCACCACCGAUUCCGCGGCCUCAGCAAAGAGUGCUUCCUUCCGCUCAUUCACUUUUAAAAGAUCCCCAGUGCCCAAGGCCAUCAGAAGAAUUAGAAGAAGAGUGCAUGCCAAUACUUAAAUUGGUACAAAAUGGCUCCAAGUCCAGAGGCUAUGAGGACAUAGAGGGUUCCCUUUUUCCUUGCAAAUCCACCGAUUCCUCGGACUCGAAAAUGAACACGCGGAGGAGGACGAAAUAUGCUGCGGCAGUGAUAUAGGGGCAUGGAGCAAUGGGCGGUAGGGGAGAUUAAAGAACAUGUGACUAUUUCUACGGCAUACGUUCACGCGACGGGAUCAUGAUGGUCAGGGCCAUGGUAACUGAAAAAUCAUCGAGGGCUUGAGUGCGAGUUCACGCGCUGGCAAUGCAAGGCAAGCUACGCGGAUCGUGGUCUACCGUCGGCGAGUGGUGGACAUUUAUCGCAGCGGGUAGAGAGAGAGGGAGAGAGAGAGGGUGGACUCGGGCUCAAAAAAUGCGCGAAGCGAGAUCCGCGUUUUCAAAAAAUCGAUGCUGGAAUCGAAGCAGAAUGUUUCGCAGGUGCACAGAUCACAUGACAUUUGCUGGCCCCGGAGUCGACGAGCUACGGUGGCCCGUGUGCACACGGAGCAGAUUCUCGUUGAGAAGUCGAGUUCAGGCGACGACGACGACGACGACGAUAAUUGCAUGUGCAAUGUAUGUCUGGACAAACUCCAUGACUCCGCCUUUUACUUUAUCCCCAAUGAUUCCGCCUUUCUGAAAAAUCUCUUACUCGCUCGCACCCAUCCUCCACCCCAGGCCUUCAAACGAUCGCAACAUGUUUUCUAGAACGAACAGCACAUUUGCCAUGUGAUUUGGACCCGACGAGUGACGUGGAAUUCUCCAUAAAAGUCCCGCGAACCUCUCGAGCCGAAUAAGCACCAUCGCUCCUCCCCAGAGAUUAUUAGCCCAUAAGAAUGUUCCCCACUUUACCCCCCUCUGCAUAAGCCCUACGUAACUCGUACUUUUCCACCAUUAACCCCCCGACCCACAGCCCCGACUGCGCUGGUAUCCAUGGACGAAGCCCGGGUCGGGUGCUUACUGUGGGGCUUACGGGGACUGGGCAAGCGGCAAGUGGAAGCGAGCGAGCAUAGUCAAGUUUCCAGCAUUAAUCCCCGACUGCGCUGGUAUCCAUGGACAAAGCCCGGGUCGGGGGAUGCUUACUGUGGGGCUUACGGGGACUGGGCCAGCGGCAAGUGGAAGCAUGCUAGAGCGAGCGAGCAUGGUCAAGUCGUGGUUGCUUGACUGUGACUGCAGCAGCAGCAGCAGCUGGAGGCAUGCGGACAACGACAAACGUGACAGCGUUGAGUCGACCCGGAACGACGGACGUGAGGGUAGCCACCGUGGUGGACUGGAAGCCAUGUUGUGCGACUGCCAGGGCGGUCAGUCGACGGUCCUGCUGCGGUCGCCUCUGGAUACUGCGGUUGGGACAAAGUCACCUUGUCGGGAGAGUCGAUAAAGUCGUGGUUAUCUUCUGCGCGCGCGCUCGAGUCCAGUGAGUUCCAGUUCGGUCUACAUAGUACCGCCUCGCAGCGUAGGUACGACUUACUGUGGUCAUGCGUAGGCUCGGCUGACACCUCGUAACAUGAGGGGUGAUGGCUCGUUCUGCCGCCUCACUGUUCCGGACUGCGCUGCUUCCUACUUCGUUCGAUCGACGCAGUGGGUCUCACCCAGCCUCCAUUCGUGCGUCAGACUGCAGCUUCUGACCGACCGACUGUGCCACGGAAAGAGCGGAUGUCAUGGUAGAUUGCCCGAAGUACACCUUUAACCGCAUUUAUUCGGGGUCUCGAUGAGGACAAGGUUUGCAUAGUGCAAUUAUGGCGUCCACAUUAACUCUGCUGUUAACUUCAAUUUACAGUUGGGGUGCUGUUUCAUCAAAGGAGCAAUGCACUUUAAAAGGUCCUCUUUUUUUUUUGUCUCUCUCUCUCUCAUAUUCAUGUUUAACCAUGCG
Marchantia polymorpha subsp. ruderalis is the source of this 3195-nucleotide messenger RNA. The record is from the annotation of a GenBank genome assembly. NCBI's taxonomy places the organism in Eukaryota, Viridiplantae, Streptophyta, Marchantiopsida, Marchantiales, Marchantiaceae.